Molecule: messenger RNA, 516 nt
Organism: Cladophialophora carrionii CBS 160.54
Lineage: Eukaryota; Fungi; Ascomycota; Eurotiomycetes; Chaetothyriales; Herpotrichiellaceae
Exons: 1
Coding region: 1-516 (171 amino acids)
Source: RefSeq, a predicted model, not a curated record
AUGGGCUCCGUUGUCGCAUUCAGUCUGGAGGAAGUUGUAAUCGAAGCCUCCACAACUCCACCUUCGCCUCCACCUCGCCGACAGGCUGCCACCGUCUCUAACAGCCAAGUCGGCCUAAUCAACCGACUUGCCCGGACGCUCGCCUCGCAUGUCGUGUGCUUCUUUCUAGCGUCGGGGCGGUACGUCGUCUCCAUGGAAGUCAGAAUGGAUGGUCCUUCUGCCCGAUACUUCAUCCACCUGCCACAAUUCUCGUUCAUGAUCAAACUGCGGUGGCGGAUGACCUCGAUGAGGCCGGAGAUCUUGCGCUUCAGGUCGUCGACCGAGUCUUUCAGCGAGGACGACCUCAAAUACCUGGGUGGCGUCGCGUACACGAGGCCGUGCUCGGAUAGGAUGUUUGGCGUCCUGAGGUCGAAGGUGUACGUCGUGGGAAGAGACGGGUUGCGGCGCUGCGAUGGGGUGGAAGAGGCGCCGCGGGAGCCAUGUGUUGAGAGGGAGAGGGAGGGGAUUCUGGUGUAA